Messenger RNA from Pelmatolapia mariae (spotted tilapia), 3048 nucleotides. RefSeq names its product chitin synthase chs-2-like. Gene Ontology annotation, cellular component: cell septum; cell periphery. Lineage: Eukaryota; Metazoa; Chordata; Actinopteri; Cichliformes; Cichlidae. Gene Ontology annotation, molecular function: chitin synthase activity. Bases 1 to 3048 code for a protein of 1015 amino acids. The transcript has 19 exons. The record is from RefSeq and is a predicted model, not a curated record.
AUGACCAUCUGGGUGGGGCUAGCUGUUGGAGGGUCCAUUUUGGUGUCUUUCAACUGGUGGGAAAACUACUUUCAAAUAAUCUCAGACAAGAGCAGCCCCACCUUCCUCGGGAACCUUUGCAAUGACAUAAAAGAGUGCCAGAACAUACUGCACAUCCUCUCCAGCCUCCUCAGGAUCGUUGUGACUGCCUGUGUAAUUGGGGCCUAUGUCCCUCUAGCCAAAAUGGACUGGAGCAUUCUGACCUCCAUCCCAAGCCGCGAGACAAAGAUUAUAGCCAUCAUCAUUGGGGUCCAGCUGAUCUCCUCAGCACUCUGCCACUGGUUUGCCUUGGCAGCCUGCAAGAUGCAUGCUUUGCGGCGAUGCUUCAUCCUUCCUCUAUACCUGGCUUCUCUGGCUGUUUUGGCUCUGCUGGUCAUUCCAGUUAUUGUUUACUAUCAGGACUACAGAACAAGCCUGAAUGGAACAGCAAACAUCAACUUCACAGACUACUGUAAGGUGGCUGUUGAUGGAAGGAAUCAAAGCCUGAAUGACAGUGUAUUUCUACAUCUGGUGCUGGAUGUUACACACACUCUGUGCUUCCUUGACAUGUCCAAGAUAGCUGACAUUGGCAUACUCACAGGUUCAGCAGUGUCCUGGUGGAUUGGCUUUGUGUUGGUAACCCUACAUCUCUGGAAGCUCAAUGUGCACCGAAUACAGAGGACUCAAGACCUGUUCAUCAGGAGGUUGUAUGAGGGAGCCUUUAUCGAGCAGUCCCUCCUCCUCAACACACGAUUUGACAUCCAGACCAAAGAAAGGACAAAAAAGUAUUCUGAACCAGUGAUGGUGUAUCUGUGUGCGACCAUGUGGCACGAGACCUACGAGGAGAUGAGGAACAUUAUAAUAUCAAUAUUCAGACUGGACAAGUACAGACCAAAGGAGGACCUAAAGUUCAAUGAUUUCACCUUUGAAGCUCAUAUCUACUUUGAUGAUGCAUUUGAACAUGUUGAGGGGAGUCGCCAUCUGAAUGAAUAUGCCAAGAACCUUGUAGAAGUUAUUAAAGAGGUUUAUGGCAUCUUCAAGAACAUUGAGCAAAAGUUCUUCAGAAAGCAGCAACGAGACCCUGAUCAGAAAAUCAUACAGACGCCAUAUGGAGGUCGUCUUUUUAUCAACAUGCCUCAAGGGAACAACAUUGUGGUUCACUUCAAGGAUAAAGAACACAUUCGUCACAAAAAGAGAUGGUCUCAGAUCAUGUAUCUUUACUAUCUCCUGGGCUGGAAACUCAUGACCAAAUAUUACACUCAGAAGCAUGACACCUACAUCCUGGCUUUGGAUGGGGACACUGACUUCCAGCCUGCUUCUGUGGUGUUGCUCAUCGACCGUCUCAGAAUGUACCCUCGCGUUGGGGCAGCAUGUGGCAGGAUUCACCCCACUGGAUCAGGUCCUGUUGUUUGGUUCCAAAAGUUUGAGUAUGCUGUUAGUCACUGGCUGCAGAAGACAGCGGAGCACGUGAUUGGCUGCGUGCUGUGCAGCCCCGGCUGCUUCAGUCUAUUCAGAGCAGAGGCCCUAAUGGAUGACAAUGUGAUGAAGACAUAUUCUACCAGGUCCACAGAGGCCAGUCACUACAUCCAGUAUGACCAAGGUGAAGACCGCUGGUUAUGUACUCUGCUACUAAAGCAGGGAUGGAGAGUGGAGUACAAUGCAGCGUCUGAUGCCUACACCAAUGCACCGAUGGACUUCAAGGAACUCUACAACCAGCGCCGGCGAUGGGGGCCUUCAACAAUGGCCAAUGUGGUGGAUCUGCUGGGUUCCACCAAAAUUAUUACCAAGAGGAAUAAAUCCAUUUCCAAACCAUUCAUGUUUUACCAGCUGUUUGGUAUGAUUUCAUCCAUUCUGGGACCUGCCACCAUCUGUCUUUUGGUUGCAGGUAGUUUAACCUUCGUUUUGAACAUCAAUUCUGCUGCUGCUCUUGUCAUAUCUGUGAUACCUCCAGCCAUCUACCUGGGUCUUUGUUUCAAGCUCAAGUCAGACACUCAAAUUACCAUUGCAGCAAUCUUGAGUCUCUGUUAUGCAUUCCUUAUGUUGACAGUGACAAUAUCUAUUAUUGGAUCAAUGUUGAAAGAGAAAACCAUCCUGACACCCAGCAGCAUUUUCAUCAUCUUCAUGGCCAUCAUUUACCUAAUCACUGCAGCAAUGCAUCCUCAGGAAUUUAAUCUGGUGUUCUAUGGCUUUCUCUACAUCAUCUGCAUCCCCAGCGCCUACCUUCUGCUCACCAUCUACUCCAUGGUUAACAUGAACAAUGUGUCUUGGGGCACCAGGGAGACAAAACCUGCUGCUGGUGAAGCCCCACCUCCAGCUCUCAUGCCACAAACGAGAGCACAGAAAGCCAAAAGUAUCUGCCAAUGGCUUAUCUCAUGGGUCAAAUGCUGCAAAAAAUCCAGCCAGAGAUUUCAAGGUGAACAGCUCAGUAGGAGUCAGGACAACACAGCCCAAGAGCCUGAGCAGCUUGAACCUGAACCCCAAAAUACUAUUGUGGAGGAUAUAACCAUUACAGAAGAAGAACAGGGGCAAUUAGACAGCAACAUUCAAAGCUGGAUUGAGAUGCUACAGAGUUUGUCCAGUGACAUGAAAUUGCAAGAGGACUCACUGGACCAGGAGGAAAAGGAAUUCUGGGAAGAGCUUCAAAAGGAGUAUCUUAAACCUCUACCUGAUGACAAAGAAAAACAGAAAAAGAUGGCCAAUGAGCUGCGAGAGCUGAGAAAUAAAAUCAACUUUUCCUUCUUCAUCUUGAAUGCCUUCUGGCUGGUAGCAACCUUCAUCCUCCAGAUCUUCAAUAGCACCUUUGCCAUCUGCAUCCCAAAAAUCCACACCCUCAUCCAUUAUGUAGCUUUUGUGGACACGGAACCCAAAGAGAGGAAGAAAAUUGGAAGCCAGAAGUCAUACCUGCAAGGGAAAAGGGAGUCCAAUUCUUAUGCAGACUCAAGCUACAGCUCCAUGGAGGACCUUGAGACUGAGGACAAUGAUAUUGAGUCAGAGGUCACCAGAGGACCUCAUGAAGAGGAUUUGGUAUAA